AUGCUGGGAAUCUCCUGUGAGCAGUCUCAGCUCCUGGAAGGUGCACAGGUGUGCUUCUUGGACCAUUUCUGGGUGAGAGGGGGAGGGGAGGGAGUCCACGCGCAGGCGCGGCCCUGGCUGCCUGCUUCUCGAGUGAAACUUUGCCCCCUAACGCUUGGGAGCGGAAAGAAUCCGGUGGUCCAGUUCCAGGUUACAGAGCUUGGGAGUGCGGAGCGUGUGCGCAUGUGCAACAAGACUGGCUUAGCAGCGCCCCCGUGUGCACAAACAGGAAGUCCCCCCACCUCCGGGCUCCACCCCCGAAGGACCCGCUUGUGGCCCCAGCAGAGAGCCCGCAGCCAGAGGGAAUGGCCCCCGGGACCCCGAGGCCCCCCUCCCAGACCGCGGAAAAAGAAGAGGGGGUCAAUAACACUCAAAGAUGUGGCCCUGCAUUUCACCCAGGAGGAGUGGGGCCUGUUGGACCAUUCUCAGAAAGAGCUGUACCUGGAGGUCAUGCUGGAAAAUGUGCAGAAUCUACUCUCUGUGGAGGCUGAGACUACUUUUGAAGUGAAGGAGAUCACUACAAUGCCAAGCCUUUUGGUGGAAGGAUAUGGCCCCCAAAGAUGCAUGAAUGAGCAUCCCUGUGACUUCAUUUUGAGAGAAAUUGUUGACUUUAAUAGCAAGUUCAACAGCUACAUCUUUCAUAUCUUCAUGUUUCAUCAUUUACUGAAACCCCUCAGCUAGGAUCCCACUAAUGGGUUCUGGAGUGAUACCCGCCAGGAGCGGUAACCUGGACCAGCCUCUUCAUAAAAUUCUCCUGUGGGUUUGAUCACCUGUGGAGGGAAGCUGAAGAGUGGGAAGGCAAUGGGUAAAGAUUAAGAACGAGAGAGGGAGACAUCGAAGGAACACAGAGAAACAACUUUAGCGCAGUGUCGGCAGGUCAGUGCUCAGAGAGUCCGAAAGAGCAUACGGACCACGUUGCACUGCUUUUAUUAUACAUUUCAAGGACUGGGGAUUUGUGGGAUGUCGAUCAAAUAAGUGGCACAACAGAAGGAUUAACCUAAUAUUGACAACCACUUACAAGUGUGUAAGUAGAAUUUGCUCCCCAGAAUUCUCUUUCCUAGCUUCCCAUUUUCCUUCUCA
Gracilinanus agilis (Agile Gracile Mouse Opossum) is the source of this 1119-nucleotide messenger RNA. RefSeq lists its product as uncharacterized. The coding region runs from base 1 to 720 and encodes 239 amino acids. The record is from RefSeq and is a predicted model, not a curated record. Gene Ontology annotation, biological process: regulation of DNA-templated transcription. Lineage: Eukaryota; Metazoa; Chordata; Mammalia; Didelphimorphia; Didelphidae. The transcript has 6 exons.